AUGGCGGCCGCGAUCCGCCGAUUGAGGCCCUCUUCCUUUUCGUUUUCUUUCGUAACAAGGUCUUUUUCCACCGCGGCGGCGCCGGAGACCGUAAAACCGCACCUUUACUCUCAGAAACCAAUCUCUCCUGGAGUAGAUCCCAAGAACAGGAACGUCCAGUGGGUCUUCUUGGGCUGCCCCGGCGUCGGAAAAGGAACAUAUGCUAGCCGUCUCUCUACUCUCCUCGGCGUUCCCCAUAUUGCCACCGGAGAUCUCGUCCGGGAAGAGCUCAAUUCAGGCAGCGCUUUCUCUAAACAACUUGCAGAAAUUGUCAACCAAGGGAGAUUGGUCUCGGAUGAGAUCAUAAUAAACCUGUUGUCAAAGAGGCUUGAGGCGGGCGAGGGAAAAGGUGAAUCAGGAUUCAUACUUGACGGGUUCCCUAGAACUGUCAGACAGGCAGGAAUUUUGGAUGAAGUGACCGACAUUGAUUUGGUAGUCAAUCUUAAGCUCCCAGAAAAGGUGUUGAUUGAGAAGUGUUUAGGAAGAAGGAUUUGCAAUGAAUGUGGGAAGAAUUUUAAUGUGGCAUCUAUUGAUGUCAUGGGUGAAAAUGGGAGUCCAAGAAUAAGCAUGGCGCCUCUUCUCCCUCCUUCCCAUUGUGUUUCAAAACUGAUCACACGAGCAGAUGAUACUGAAGAAGUUGUUAAAGAAAGACUUCGUAUAUAUAACGAUAAGAGUCAACCUGUGGAGGACUUUUAUCGAAGCCAAGGGAAGUUGUUGGAAUUCGAUUUGCCUGGGGGAAUACCUGAAUCGUGGCCAAAAUUGCUUGAAGUUCUUAACCUCGAUGAGCAAGACGAGAAGCAGUCUGUUGCUGCUUAA
Oldenlandia corymbosa var. corymbosa is the source of this 855-nucleotide messenger RNA. The record is from the annotation of a GenBank genome assembly. Lineage: Eukaryota; Viridiplantae; Streptophyta; Magnoliopsida; Gentianales; Rubiaceae.